Molecule: messenger RNA, 813 nt
Organism: Candida tropicalis MYA-3404
Lineage: Eukaryota; Fungi; Ascomycota; Pichiomycetes; Serinales; Debaryomycetaceae
Product: exosome non-catalytic core subunit
Exons: 1
Coding region: 1-813 (270 amino acids)
Biological process (GO): TRAMP-dependent tRNA surveillance pathway; CUT catabolic process; U4 snRNA 3'-end processing
Cellular component (GO): cytoplasmic exosome (RNase complex); nuclear exosome (RNase complex)
Molecular function (GO): RNA binding
Source: RefSeq, a predicted model, not a curated record
AUGUCAGAUACUACUAUAAUUACACCAGGAGACAACCUUCCAAUAGAAGAUAUUACAUCAGUUAAAACAACAAUAGGACCAGGAAUAUAUAAAAAACCCAAAACACAAGAAUUAAUUCCAUCAACAUCAGGUAUAUUUCAUAAAAUUUCUAAUAAUUCUAAAAAUUCACAAUUAAUUUAUAUUGAAUCAAAUUCAAAAAGAUAUAUUCCUCAUAAUAAUGAUUUUGUAAUUGGAUUAAUUAUAGGUACUAUUGGAGAAAAUUAUAAAGUUUCAUUACAAGCAAAUUCUAUUCCUAUAUUAUUAGGAUUUUAUUCAUUUGUUAAUGCAAGUAAAAAAAAUAGACCAAUUUUAAAAAAUGGAGAUUUAGUUUAUGGUAGAAUUAUAAAUGAUAUAAUUGAAAUUGAUAAUGAAAUGGAAUGUAUUGAUUCAUCAGGUAAAGAAUCAGGAUUUGGAUUAUUGGAUGAUCUGGGAUUUUUAUUUGAUGUUAAUAUGAAUUUUGCAAGAGAAUUAUUAUUUAAUAAAAAUAGUAUUUUUUUGGAAUUAUUAGCUUUAAAAUGCAAAUUUGAAAUAGCUAUUGGUAUAAAUGGUAAAAUUUGGAUAAAAUGUGGUAAUGGUAUACAGAAGAAAGAUUCUGAUAAUAAUAAUAAUACAAAUGGUGAUGAAGAAGAUCAAGAAAUGAAAGAUGUUGGAGAAGAUGAUGUAGUUAAAGAUUUGAAAAAUACUAUGGCUGCUGUUAAAUUCUUGACUAGAUGUCAAUAUGUCACUCAAGAUAAAUUGAAAGAUGAAUUAAAUAAAGCAUUUAAAGAUUUAUAG